AUGUUUUAUCAAAUUGGUAUCUGUUAUGGAUGUCAAAAAUGUUUGUAUUGUGGUACUACUGAAAAUUGCGAAUGUGAUAAAACUACUAAACCUACUAAAAAUAAUAGAACUGAAGAAGUAAAAACUGCAUAUUGUCGUUUUUACAAAAGUACACUUACAAAUGAACAAAAAGAAUUUUUAAAAGAUCGAAAAUCAUUAUUUAA
Racocetra persica is the source of this 203-nucleotide messenger RNA. Lineage: Eukaryota; Fungi; Glomeromycota; Glomeromycetes; Diversisporales; Gigasporaceae. The record is from the annotation of a GenBank genome assembly.